Molecule: messenger RNA, 1728 nt
Organism: Closterium sp. NIES-65
Lineage: Eukaryota; Viridiplantae; Streptophyta; Zygnematophyceae; Desmidiales; Closteriaceae
Source: the annotation of a GenBank genome assembly
AUGUGGCCGUGUAACCUGUUUGGCGGACGGGCGGCAUGCCGACCAGUAGCAGGCAUUGGCCGGGGCAAUGGAGCACCGAAGACGGGAACAGGAGGGGCAAGAGGCGAGGAGAAAGAGGAGAAGGAGGAGGGGAUUGUGAGUGUGGGGAUGAUGCAGCAGUGCGCCGUUGACCUGGUCAACCCUACGGUUGACUGCGCGUACACUCUAGAGGAGCGGGAGGGGCAGGCUCUGGACCCGGACGUGGUGGUGCGAGCAAGGUUGCAGCAGGCGGGGUACUCCCCGCCUUGUGAGCCAUGCCUGCAGGCGCUGCACCGCUUCUGGUGUGGCCAGACCGUGCCCACUUGUGGCACUUUUGAGAAGAUCGUGGACGAAGUGCUGCCGGAGCUGCGCCAGAUUACGACUGGCCAGGAGAAGCCUGACGAGCUCAUUGAAGCCGCCCUCCCUCGCAUGCUCGCAGCUUUUUCUCUCGGGCUGCCCUGCAAAGAAAUGUGCCUCGAAGUCACCUCGCUCUGUAGCUGCGGGCAGAUCACCACCUUCGGGCAGGCGAUGGAGUUUUUGGAGGCUGCCCGUCCAGGCAAGGGGCCCAAUGUAAGGGUGCCCGUUGGAUUCACAACGGGGAUGUCGAAUCGGACGGCUGAGAAGAUCUUCAAGCAUGUGUGGGAUCGGCACGUCUGCGACCUCUUCUCUCCUUCAGUAAGUGCUGGCAGUGGUGGAAGGGAGGGGGAGGCUGAAGAGGAGGAAAGAGGGGGCGAGGAGGAAGCAACAGAGGCACCUACAGAGGGUGAAGCAGCAGCGGAGGAACGGGCAGAGGAGGAGGAGGUACAGGAGGUGGAGACAGAGGAAGCAGCGAUAGAAGCGGAGGAGAAGAAGGAGCUUGAUUUCGGGGGGAUUGACGAGGGAGAGGACAGUGCUGUGUCGUGGGAACCCCAAGAUCAAGUGCUGGGCACUGCUGGGGCUGCAGAUGUUAUGGGCGGCAUGGAGACAGGCGGGCGGACAGCAGGCGGCCGGGCGGCAGGGGGGUGGGCGGCCGGGGGAAGGGCUGGUGGGGGGAGAGAUUCUGGCGUGGUGAGGGGAGGAGGAGUGGAGAGAGGAGAAGCUGCGGCUGUGAUGGGAGGAAGGGAAGGGGGCAGGUCGAGUGGUGGGGAUGCAGGAGGGUCGGAGGGAGCAUUGCAGGGGGUUGAGAUGGGUGGAAGGGAAGAAGGCAUGGCAGGAGGAGGUGGUGAUGUGGGCUCACGUGGUUCGUCAGACAAGAGGGUGCGAGAGGAGGAUGCGGAGGACGAGGAGGAACGGGAGAUGGAGAAAGCAGAGGAGGAGGAAGAUGCUGCGGAGGCAAGGAGCGGCAGGAAUCCUGACAGCAGCAGCAGCAGCAGCAGCAGCAGCAGCAGCAGAAGCGGUGGAGGCAGCAAUGCGGACUUUCCCCAGAGCAGGACCAGCCCGACAGUUGACCCCUCCUAUGAGCCUUCCGUCAACACGGAGUUCGGCGAGCCGUCUCUUUCCUCCUCCUCACCGUCAGCGGAAGUGCCGUUGCAAACCAACAGAGGGAGCAGCCAGGACGGGAGUGGGGGUUCGGUGUGGUUGGGGGUGCUGCUGGUGGUGGUGGUGGGUGGGGCGCUGGCAGCUUUUGCAGCAUUGCAGCUGAUGCGGAGGCAGAAGUGGAGACGCGCGGCUGAUGGCGGGACGUCGUAUGUGCAGGUGCAGGAGAUGGCGUAUGUGCCUCCCUCCCUCUGA